AUGUUGUCGUCGAUGAGCGCUUUGCCUGAAGGGUCUCUGGUUCUUCUCACCGGAGCGACCAGUUUUCUCUCCACACACAUCAUCCAGCAGUUACUGCGCCGAGGCUACCGAGUGCGUGGCACGGUGCGAGAUCGUGCAAGGGCGGGAUGGCUGGUUGACGAUCUGUUCAAGAACGAGACUUCCAGUGGAGCAUUCGAACUGGCGGUCGUGGAAGACAUGGCGGUAGCCCACGCCUUCGACGAAGCGGCACGUGGUGUCACUGGCAUCGUCCACGUGGCCACCGACGUGAGUUGGUCGGGCGAUCCGAAUGUUGUCAUCCCACCUUCUCUCGCGGGGAUGAAGAAUGUGCUGGAGGCUGCGGCCAAGGAAGGCUCGGUCAAGAGAUUCGUGUAUACAUCCUCGGUCGCUGCGGCUGCGAUGCCGAUACCCAACACUAAAUGGCACAUGGACAAGACUAGCUGGAACGACUUGGCCGUUCAAAUCGCUUGGGCGCCGCCUCCCUAUGACGGGCGCGGACCGCUCGUAUAUUCGGCCGCGAAGACAGAAUCGGAGAAAUCGCUCUGGAAAUUCGUUGGAGACGAGAACCCGCGAUUUGCAGUGAACACUGUCCUUGCAUUCCUAUUCGUUGGUCCGUUAUUGCACGAGAAGCAGAAUCCUUCAACGGCGAGCAUGAUCUGGGGGAUCGAUAGUGGAAAUACAGCCUUCCACUUGGAUGUACAAAGCAGUGAGUUCACAUCAUUUCGGGAAAGGGAAACCAUUCUGUGUUCGCUGACGAAAUCUAAUUUCGCUGACCUAGUGGCAUACAUCGACAUCGCCGACGUUGCAAACCUACACGUGGCGGCGCUUCUCGACCCCACCGUCAACAACGAGAGGAUUCAGGCAUGGGAUGAGACUAAUACUUGGGACAAAUUUGUUUCGGCUUUCCAGAAGAUUCGUCCCGAGAAGUCCUUUUCUGGUCUCCCGGAAGGAGUAACGAUGCUGGGCACAGUGGACAAUAAGCUCGGGAAAGAUCUCCUCAAGAAGUGGACUGGGCAGGACGACUGGAUCAGUGUGGAGGAGAGUAUCAAGCGCACUCUGGAUGGGAAGAAGCCUGCACAGCUGACACUUGGCUAUUCAUACUAG
This is a messenger RNA of Exophiala bonariae, 1122 nucleotides long. RefSeq lists its product as uncharacterized. NCBI's taxonomy places the organism in Eukaryota, Fungi, Ascomycota, Eurotiomycetes, Chaetothyriales, Herpotrichiellaceae. Gene Ontology annotation, molecular function: oxidoreductase activity, acting on the CH-OH group of donors, NAD or NADP as acceptor. The record is from RefSeq and is a predicted model, not a curated record. Bases 1 to 1122 code for a protein of 373 amino acids. The transcript has a single exon.